Messenger RNA from Elaeis guineensis (African oil palm), 1539 nucleotides. NCBI's taxonomy places the organism in Eukaryota, Viridiplantae, Streptophyta, Magnoliopsida, Arecales, Arecaceae. The record is from RefSeq and is a predicted model, not a curated record.
UUACCCAAAAGCACAAAGCCAACAAGGGUACGCAGAGAGAGAGAGAGAGAGAGAGAGAGGAUAUAAAGGCAGGGGAAGGGCCAAAGAAACAAAAAAAACAGAAGGUGACAAGGAGAUCACAAGACUCACACUCCCUGCACCCUUCUUUGUUUUCCUUUAUAUCAACCUCUGCCACCCGUGGCCACUUCAUUAAUAAAUAGAGUUGGGAAUGGCGUGUUGGUUGCGAAGGAGGAAGAGCGGGGAGAGGGAGAAGGGAGGAGAAGAGAAGAAGAAGGUGGUGCUGGACGGGACGGAGAUAAGGGAGUUGGUGGAGAACAAGGAGGCCUUCACCAGCUUUGUCGAGCACAAGUUCCAGGAGCUGGACGUCAACCGCGACGGCAAGCUCUCAGUCGAGGAGCUCCAGCCCGCCGUUGCCGACAUCGGCGCCGCGCUCGGCCUCCCGGCCCAGGGCAUCUCGCCGGCCUCCGACCGCAUCAACUCUGAGGUUUUGAAUGAAUUCACACAUGGAAAGCAAGAAGUAGUGAGCAAGUCUGAGUUCAAGGAGGUACUUUCUGAUAUUUUGUUGGGCAUGGCAGCUGGGCUUAAAAGGGAUCCUAUCGUGAUCUUGAGGAUCGAUGGAGAAGAUCUGAAGGAGUUUGUUGAGAGCCCAAGAUUUGAACCAGAGGCAAUUGCCAUAUUCUCACAGGUGGAGUCAGCAAAUGAGCCUCUCCACAAGUGCUUGACAGUGGGUCUUCAACAACUCAGGGUGGAGCAUGGCAUGCCACCAGCUUCUGACUCUUGGGUCAUAAGCAACAUUGUGGAGCCUGCAUUACAAUCACUUUCUACUGACCGGCUUGAACAACCAGCUUCUCAAGAGAUCUUCUUAGAAGAAUUGAAGAAACUUUUGAACAGCAUCAUCCAACACCUUCGAGCGCAUCCUAUCAUUGUUGCCCACAGUGAAAACACCUUCGAUGGGAGUGGCAUCAAGAGACUAUUGUCCAACAAAUUUGAAUUGGAAAAGUUGCUGGAUUCAGUGUGGAGAGACCUACCGAAGGAUCACCAUCACAAAACAUCAAAGGACUAUCUUCGUGUUGCGCUCGAUGGGAUGGCUUCUUCUGCAGGCUUACCUCCUUAUGGUGCUGUUGAUCAGGUUGAUGCUAUCGCGAAUGACGCCUUCAAAAUGGUAAAUGCAGACGAUGGGAAGAUUGUGGACGAAGCGGAGUUCAAGAAAACAUUAACUGAGAUUCUUGGGAGCCUCAUGCUGCAGUUGGAGGGCAACCCAAUAUCUGUUUCAUCCAACUCAGUGGUUCAUGGACCUCUAGAGUAUUCAUCUACCUUCUUUCCUCCAUCGUCAUUGUCGAGUUCACAAAGCCAAGGUGAAUAACCUAGAUCAAUAAUAAAAGAACGAACAACAAUUACAUCAAGCCCUUCAUAGAAGUCAUCUAAUUUCCUUAAUAUUAAUGAGUAGUUGAUGAUACGCCGUAUUUGUCUCCUCAAUCCAUACUCUCCUUUUCCCACAUUUUUAGGGCAGAAAAUUAUAAUACAUAUAUGUUUGUUAGG